Messenger RNA from Ectocarpus sp. CCAP 1310/34, 1715 nucleotides. The record is from the annotation of a GenBank genome assembly. NCBI's taxonomy places the organism in Eukaryota, Phaeophyceae, Ectocarpales, Ectocarpaceae.
UCGUAUUGCGUAUUGUCAGAAUACGCGCACAAACACUGCCCAAGAAUCUCACUUUAGUAAAAGCAAACAGCAGUUACAAUCCAAACAACAUGUCGAGCGGAGGAUGCAAGGUCUGGGCCGACUGCAGCUGUGGGUCAUCGUGCUCUUGCGGUGACGCGUGCACGUGCGGAUCCGUGAAGCAGACCAAGACUGCGACUUCUCGCAGCGCCGGCGACUGCCCCUGCGGGGACAACUGCAAGUGCGGAUCCUCGUGCAAGUGCACCUCGGGAGGAACCUGCGACUGCGGCUGCGGCUGCAAGUAGUAACCGCGAUGAUUUCCCGAACGGACGGGGGCUUCACUUCGAACAGCAGCUCCCAACGUCCGGGCUCGUUGUAGGAAGAAAAAUGUACGCUCGGGGUCUGACCCUUCAACGCUGUCUCUCCUAUGCUGCUGGUGCUUGGCAUGGAAGAGAAGUUGGCGGCGAUUGAUCGAGCUACGUGUUGGAUGCUAUCGUGGGCGGAUGUCUUAUUUGUCCUGGAAAAAAUGAAGAGUCCUGUAGACAAUAGAAGUAGGUGGUAGAAGGGGCUGAGGGGGUGCGGCAGUCGGACCCGUGGCCUUAUCAUACACCGAAUGGGUAUUUCGGGGGGUGGAAACGCACGACGAAACGAGACUAUUGGCUAUGUCUUUCGAUGUAGUUGCACGAGGGAUCCGCUUGUGUGGAUUCGCUUCGGUCAUUCGUCGCGCGCUAGUGCGUGUGGUUUGUGUAGGGGAGGGGGGGGCAUUCCAAUGCGUCCAUAUCCGCGUGCGGGGACUGGGGAUCGGGGCUCAACAUGUUUGUCAAAUGCACCCCCUGUGCACAGCACCGUUAUAUGUGAACACAGGAAGGACUUGUACCGUUUUGGGUGUGAUGGACGUUUGGCAAGGGGAAGGAGGACAAGGCCAUUUGAUCGAUAUCAAAAAUAAAGAGCGGGGUAUAUGAGAGCAAUCAAUGGGGUAGGGUGAGCAAAGGCCUGUUCAAACCCUUGCGGUCCUGCCCUUUGCUCAAAGUGUCUUGCGUUGUGCGCACCUAAGUAUUCAACAACGCUCUUCAGUUCGAUUCUCUCUUGUCUGUGAACAAUAACAUGUUGUGACGUUUGCGGUGGAAAACGAUCUUCUUGCUAAUCGUGGGAACGAGCUGCUUCGGUUGAAGUCUCGUUCUGCAUGAGGUGAUGGAGUUGGCUCACGGACGAAGACCCCGGUCGGCAGAGCGACCAAACACAACGAAGGGGGAAAGACCGCGAACGUCGUUAAUUUUGAACACGAUUGAUGAAAGCCGACCAUGGAAUGCAGCAGUGUGCACGAACGGUGGCACGUAGUUCGCGUUCGUCUCGCCUAUUAUGGUGCCACUAUUCACCUUUCGGUGCAUGUGUUUAACGUACCAGGCGUGUUCAAACACCAAAUCCCUUCGCAGCAGUGUUUUCUUAUUCGUGUCCAUGGGUUCCAACAGCAAACCACAUCUUGGUUGACCUUUCUUUUAUUGCCCUACCCUGCCUCUUGCGGUGGCGUUAUUAUCGCGGAUGUGUUAGCAACUUUCCCUUAGCAUCGUCGACGUAAACAGAAUUCAUGUGCUCGGCAUUUUGGCUUCACGAUCACUAUUACUGUAUAGUAGUAGUCGAUACCGUUGACCUUCCCCAUCGUCCUCGGCCAAUGGGAGAAACACGUCAAUCAAGGUGCCAUGAACCAACACGAGUAGGGU